Molecule: messenger RNA, 780 nt
Organism: Hevea brasiliensis (rubber tree)
Lineage: Eukaryota; Viridiplantae; Streptophyta; Magnoliopsida; Malpighiales; Euphorbiaceae
Exons: 4
Coding region: 1-780 (259 amino acids)
Molecular function (GO): nucleic acid binding; zinc ion binding
Source: RefSeq, a predicted model, not a curated record
AUGGAACUCUCAGCUCUCAAGUAUGGUGGCCCUGUAAUGCAUUUGGCUAUUUGCAUACUAUUACCGGAGAAGCAAAAAUUUCUGGUUUUCUUUGGGCUAUUCAAGAUGACAACUUCAAACCAUUUUGAGACUUUCAAUGUUCGAUUCAAUGGAAAAAAAUAUUCUGCCUGGGAAUUUCAGUUUCAAUUAUUUGUCAUAGGGAAAGAAUUAUGGGGUCAUGUUGAUGGUAGUGAUCCAGCUCCUAUAGAUUCUAAGGAGUUGCUUCAAUGGAACGUUAAAGAUUCUCGGGUAAUGACCUGGAUUUUAAGGUCUGUUGACCCUCUUAUUGUUCCUAAUCUAAGGCCAUAUAAGACUGCAAAGGCCAUGUGGGAUUACUUAAAAAAGAACUUUUGGGCAGAAUUUACUGACAUUGUUUAUGCUAAGGUACCUGCAGAAUCUCUUUCUGUAAUUCAGGCAAUUCAUGAGCAAAGCAAGAGAGAUCAAUUUUUAAUGAAAUUGAGAUCUGAUUUUGAGACGAUUCGCUCAAAUUUAAUGAGUCGUGAUCCUUCACCUUCCUUAGAUGUUUGUUUUUGGGAAUUACUUCGUGAAGAGCAGAGUCUUCUCACACAAAGCACUUUCAAGCAAGAGAAUAUUGUCACAGUUGCAUUUACAGCUCAAGGAAAAGGGAAGGGUAGGGAUAUGAACAACAUACAGUGUUAUAGCUGUAAAGAAUAUGGACAUAUUGCUGCCAAUUAUGGAAGAAGUUCUGCAACUACUGUAAACAGCUCGAACACAUCAUAA